AUGUUCUUCAGGGGAGGAAUCUGGCUUUGGUUAUGUAUCAGAACAGGUGUCAUUCUGGGAAAUGAGCUAAAUAUCCCAGAGCGACACGGUACAAAUCAUUGUUACCAACUUAACAGGUUUCACUGCAGCUACGAGGAAGCAGAAAAUCACUGUCAUGUCCAGGGGGGACACCUUGCUUACACUUGGAACCUGGAAGUCCAGAAUCUUCUCUGGGACUCUCUAGAGGAAGGGAGUAAGUGGUGGAUUGGGCAAAAUCUAAAGCACCUGGGAAAACAUCAAGAGAAAAACAACCCAGGUAUCGUGGGUCCCCGGCCCCUGGAGCUGCCCAGCUGCACUUACAUGUCCAGAAACUCCAACUGGAUCUCAUCAAAAGUGGACUUGUGCCCCCUGGAACAUUCUUUCAUUUGCCAGGCUGAUGCCUUUCCAGACCAAGAUGAAAGACAUGGAAUGAAUUCUCAUUUACACGGGAGACCCGAGAAGACAAGAGGAGAAGUCCCAAUAAUGAGAAGCAGAAGGACCGCAGCCACGUAUCCUGCAGCUGCCUGUCACCACCCCAUUCGCGCUAAUCUUUCCAAGAUCCUGUGUCUUCCCAUCAGCCCAUUUCCUUCAGCACUCCCCACAGUCACAGUGACCUCAGUGCCUACCAGCCAGCCUCUCCCUGGCACGCUGGAGCUCACCAGACCGGAGCUUGAAACACAGGCCGGGCAAGCUGUGGUUGAGGCGACCUCAAGCCGCAGAGAGGACUCCCAGGCAGAGGUCUUUACCACUAACCUACAGACGUCACUUCAGGACGCAUCUGAUCAGGUCAUAAACAAGAAAGCAGGGAACAUGAGCAAAGUGAUUUAUGGUUUACAAACUCACAGCAAACUACAGACAGCUUGUGAAAUGCUCCAGAAACUGACAGCCUUUAUCCCAGGAAUUUCUAAGUCAGCUCAGGUCAGUGUCCUCAGUCCACUUGGUGACCCGAAUGGGCAGUUACCUGGGAGCGCAUAUGAGAGCAACAGCAGUCUGGGCUUCAAAAACCCCAUGACUGUCUGCCUCAUUCACUCCCUUGACGAUGUCGUGGAAGCUGGUGAAGCCAGUCUGCAAAGAUCCAAGCAUGACAUUGAGCAGGUAGAAAAUAUGCUGGAAAUGGCCUUGCUGGCCCUUGGAAAGAUCCAAGAAGUAUUUAUACAGCAGAUCCGGGUUUCUGAGUCUUUAGUGACUAUGACCUCUUCCAUUGCUACUCUGAUGCUGAGCAGCCAAAACAUGUCAACCUGGCCUCUGAGCUCCUACAGUCUCUGGUCCCCAGCACCUGUGAGGUUAGUCUUUCCAUCAACCUCAGCUUUGCAAGAGCUCUUGAACAGACACCCAGGAGUUAAUGUCCAAGUAACAGGACUAGCUUUCAAUCCCUUCAGGGAUUUUGAUGACAAGAACAUUGUUGGAAGCAUCGGAAGUGUGUUGCCAAGCUCUAAUCAUAAAUUGUUCCAAGUCGAUGACUUAAUAGAAGAUAUCGAGAUCAUGCUGUGGAGAAAUGUUAGCAUGGAAAGCCAUCACACCAGUGUCAACGUGAGCUCAGAUCAUUUUAUUAUUGUAGUGAACAUCACUUUCCUGGAGAAAUCCCUGAUUGUAUGCAUAGAGCCUGAAAGUCGCCUUUUAAUGACACUCUACCUGGGGUUCCAGUAUCAGCCGAACCACACCCACUUUGACCUGAACGUCACGCUUCCAAAGACUCAGGUGUGGCAAAAAGCUGAGGAAUAUACAUGGGUGCUGAGCCCAGAGAGCCUGCGGCAUGGGACCGGCACCUACCACGUGAUGGCCACAUGGAAUGAAAGCAAAGAGAGCGCCCGGCAGACACCCGCCCGGUUCUCGGUGGUGACGGCCGUCACGCAGUGUUAUUUCUGGGACAGCCACAACAGCAUGUGGAAGAGCCGUGGAUGCCACGUUGGGCCACAGAGCACGGUUUUGAGGAGGACGCAGUGUCUCUGUAACCGCCUGGCCUACUUCAGCAGGGACUUCUUCAUUGUGCCCCGGACCGUGAACAUUAAGGACACGAUCAAGCUGUUCCUUCACGUGACCAACAACCCUGUUGGGGUGUCUUUGCUGGCCAGCCUUUUAGGAUUCUAUAUACUCACGUGUGUGUGGGCUUGGAGAAAGGAUCAAGCAGACAUGCAGAAGGUGAAGGUCACUGUCCUAGCCGAUAAUGGCCCCAGCUCUCAGUUUCACUACCUGCUUCAGGUCUCCACUGGCUAUCGAAGAAGGGCUGCCACAACAGCUAAGGUGGUUAUCACCCUUUAUGGAUCAGAGGGACGGAGUGAGCCCCAUCACCUUUGUGACCCCCAGAAGGCAGUCUUUGAGAGAGGGGGACUGGACGUCUUCCUCCUCACCACCCAGUCCUCCCUCGGGGAGUUGCACGGCCUACAGCUCUGGCAUGACAACUCGGGGGCCAGCCCUUCUUGGUACGUAAACCAGGUCACUGUCAGUGACCUGGCGGUGAAAUGGUACUUCCUGUGCAACUGUUGGCUGGCGGUGGACCUCGGAGAGUGCGAGCGUGACUGGGUCUUUGUGCUCUUGAAGAAAGAGCUCUUUUCCUUUAGACACCUGUUCUCGUCCCUCAUUGUAGAGAAGCUCACCCAGGACCAUCUGUGGCUCUCGGUCUUAACGCGACAUCCCUGGAACCGGUUUACGAGCGUCCAGAGACUCACUUGUUGCCUGACGUCGCUGCUGUACGACAUGGUGGUCAAUGUCAUGUUCUGGAGGAGAAGCAGCAGCACGGCUGAGAGAGACGAGCCAGUGGGUCCGUUUCCUGUGACCUGGUCCCAGCUGCUCACCAGCAUCCAAACUGCUGUCCUUCUCUUCCCCGUCAAUCUUAUAAUUGGGCGCCUCUUCCCGCUGAUCCAGCCACACAAACCCCUGCCUCUCUUUCCUCCCAGACAAGUCUCCUGCCUCCCAGAGGCUCCUUUUGAGCCUCUGUCUCUCACAGAGGUGGCUGAGGAAUUGAAGGAAACGGUGGGAUUCCUGCUCAGGAGAAACACCUACCUACUCUCAGAGUGAGAACAAUCUUUAUGGGCGUCUCACAGCAUUAACAAGAUGGCACAGCUUUUAGCCAGCCUCGUCUCUUCUCACUUGGAGGGUCCCGGCUCUCCUCAGCGGGCAGGACCCCAUCCGGCAAAUGUGGUUCCUGAAAGCCACCAUCAUCUUUCCCGUUACCUGCUCGGAGUUCUGCAGCGGCUGCAGUCGCAUUUACGCACCCUGGGUCCCACCCAGGCGGACCGGCCUCGUGACGUCCUCUAUGCCACCAACCGACUGCAAAAACUCCAGGAGCUCUUGGAAACACGUAUUCUUCCCACAGAGCAGGGGCCCUCCAGGGAGGCCACCAGUUUCCCCAUCCUGAGCCCAGAAGAAGGGAGGAAGUCCAUGGCUCACGGCCUGCACCGAGGGUUGACUUACCUCUGCUGGCUCUUCCUGGGCGUCACUAGCCUGGCUGCAGCCUUUUUUACUGCACUCUAUAGCUUGGAACUGACCAGAGAGCAGGCCACCAGCUGGAUUAUGUCAGUGAUGUUAUCCGUGCUUCACAACCUCGUCAUCAGCCAGCCUGUCAAGGUACAUGAAAAUGGGCGUCCCAGCAUGGGGGGGGGGGUUCAAAUCCUCUUCCUUACCUUGUUGAUGACUACAGUCUACUCAGCACAGAACUCGAAUAGGUUUUACCUCCAUCAAGUGAUCCAGAGGAGCUUUUCCCAUCGUCUCUCAGAGAUCAGACUUCCGAAGCAUUUCUACCUGUGGGCCAAUCGCACCCUCCUUCCUAACCUGUAUGGGGAUUACAGAGGAUUUAUUGCUGAUGGGAACUCCUUUCUUCUGGGCAAUGUUCUGCUUCGUCAGAUUCGCAUUCCUAGUGCCGUACUCCUUCCAACUGGAGUGUCUCCCCAAGAACAAGCGAAGCCAUCUCCUCAAGAUCAGGAGGAUACAGAGAACUAUGGAGUAAACUGGGGCCCGCCUGAUAUAAACGUCACAAAAUCAGAGAGCAUUUGGCAUUAUCAGAAUCAAGAGAUAGCGGGGGGCUGUCCUGUCCAAGGGGAAUUUGCCACUUACUCAGGAGGAGGGUAUGUUGUGAGACUUGGAAGAAGCUCCCGUACUGCUAUCAGAGUUCUGCAGCAUCUUGAACAGAGCCACUGGCUUGACCAUUGCACCAAAAGCCUCUUUGUGGAAUUUGUGGUCUUCAAUGCUAACGUGAACCUGUUCUGUGUAGUGACCCUGAUUUUGGAGUCCAACAAUGCAGGUGUGUUCUUCCCCUCACUGAGGCUGGACACUUUAACUUCCCUUCAGGCAUCAAAGAAGGACUUUGCCUGGUCUCUCAUCUCGCAAGUUAUCUAUAACCUACUAGUCUGUUACUAUGCCUUUGUACAGGGUCAUCGGCUGAAACAACAGAGGUAGUUCUUCUCUAGGAAGAGAAACAUUCUGGAUGUGAGCAUAAUCCUCAUUAGCUUUGUCCUCCUGGGUCUUGACAUGAAGCGUACUUCUCUGCAUAAGAAAAACAUGGCGCAAUACCACUAUGACCGGGACAGGUUCAUCAGCUUUUACGGGGCAGUGAAAGUAAACUCAGCCAUCGUUCACCUCAUGGGCUUCCUGGUCCUGUUGGCAGCUAUUCAGCUUUGGAACCUGCGGCACCAUAACCUCAGGCUGCAGGUCAUCGGGAGGACACUCGGCAAAGCCUGGGACGAGGUGGUGGGCUUCUUGCUGGUCAUCCUGAUCCUGCUCACAGGCUGUGCCACUGCUUUUAACCUGCUGUUUGGUUGGAGCAUAUCUGACUACCGAACUUUCUUCAGCUCAGCAGUGACUGUUGUUGGCCUCCUCCUGGGAAUCUCUCAUCCAGAGGAGGUUAUUGCUUUAGACCCAAUCCUGGGAUCCUUUCUGAUUCUCACCAGUGUCUUCCUGAUGCUACUUGUGAUCAUUAACCUUUUUGUUUCGGUGAUUCUCAUGGCCUUUGGUAAAGAAAGAAAAUCCCUUAAGGUAGGAAGGUAACACUGACUCGGUAAGUGAAAUAUAAACUUGUCAUGAUUUUAUCAUUAGAAAAACUCAACUGCUGCUGCUCCUAAGAUCAUAGACUGACCUAAUGCACAGAAUCAGCUCAGUCCCUUCAUGAAUCUCCAUAGCUUGGGCAACCAUUUUAACAGAACGCCCAGUUUAUAGGACAUCCACUGUCUUAUAAAUAGCUGUUCCUCAACUGUGAAGUAGCAGAAACACUCCAGUGCCUGACAGUAGAUCAUUACAGGAACAGUAUGUUUACCAUUAAUCCUAGUUUUUAAAUCUUUUGGUCCAUUUUCCCUCUCAACAAUGGCAUCAAUUUUAAUUCCCUCACUUUUCUCCUUUUGUGUAGGAGACAACUUUGAAAGAAGAUGGAGAUGGUGCUACAGAAACUCACCAGUUUACUAGGAAGCCAGCGGCACCAGAACACGUGAGCAAACAGCCCUGACCGCAGCGGGCAGGAACACUGCGGCUUUAAAAGAUGGACGGUCUUGGGCGCCUGGGUGGCUCGGUCGGUUAAGUGUCUGCCUUGAGCUCAAGUCAUGAUCCCAGGUCCUGGGAUUGAGCCCGUCUGGCUCCCUGCUAAGUGGAGAGCUCACUUCUCCCUCUCCCUACCUUUGUAGGGUAUAGUUCAGGAAAUUACUGGUUUAAUACACUGUUAAUCUUGUAGUCACUGAGGAGUCAAACUCUCCUUGGCAGCAGGUUCUUGGGUUUAUGGCCUGCCGUCAGGAAAGGGUUAACACCACCAGAGCGAUACAGGGUAAUCCAGCUCUGCGGCCAAAAAGCAAGAAACACUCACCACCACUGUUUUCAGCGUGGCUGUGGGAAAUACGUAGGAGUCCGAGGUGAGCUCACUGCAGCUCAUUAAAAUCAAAGAUACAAGUGUGAGGUCUGGCUUACGGGCAGCCCUGUCCCGGAGGACUAGACAAGCAAACUCAAAAAUGUUCCCUGGGCUUAAAUACAGAACUAGAAACGGACUCGCUGCUGCUUCAGACACACACACUACCAAAGGAACCAAAGGUAAGCUCUGGAUUAUGCCCAGCAUGGGGCACUUACUUAAAAUACUCUCCACUAAAAUCCAAAUUUGUACCUCCUCACUUGACCAAACAAGUGGAGAAAGCAGGGCACAGAAUUUUUAACUUUAUUAUCAGCUACUGAGCUAUGAGAUACAAACCAGUCAAAAACAUUCAAGUUGGCUGAAACAGGUGUGUACAUGUACACUACACAGAAGCCAGCAUCUUGUCUUCUGAUCCCAGAGCCAUCCCUCCGGGGAAGGGUGGCUGCAGCUAGGGGGUAAAGGAACACGUUAAGUUACAAUAGUAAAGAGUCUCAUCCACCUAGGAAAGUAGUCAACAACCACAGCCACAUGUUUUAUGGGCACCAAAAACUUAUCUAAAAUCAGUUUUUAAAGGUUCUCUUAAUCAUAAAGUUUU
Messenger RNA from Lutra lutra (Eurasian river otter), 6434 nucleotides. It is a transcript of the gene PKD1L3, whose product is annotated as polycystin 1 like 3, transient receptor potential channel interacting. Gene Ontology annotation, molecular function: calcium channel activity; protein binding; calcium ion binding. NCBI's taxonomy places the organism in Eukaryota, Metazoa, Chordata, Mammalia, Carnivora, Mustelidae. Gene Ontology annotation, biological process: detection of mechanical stimulus. Gene Ontology annotation, cellular component: membrane. The record is from RefSeq and is a predicted model, not a curated record.